Molecule: messenger RNA, 854 nt
Organism: Cryptococcus deneoformans JEC21
Lineage: Eukaryota; Fungi; Basidiomycota; Tremellomycetes; Tremellales; Cryptococcaceae
Exons: 5
Coding region: 94-726 (210 amino acids)
Biological process (GO): cellular response to oxidative stress
Source: RefSeq, a predicted model, not a curated record
CACAGAUUUAUUGUCCUUCACUCGUCUUUAUAGAAAUUUCGACUCAGCCUAUUUUUUCCACAUAUCCCUUGAUCGAGACUGAUUGUCGUUAAAAUGUCCAAGUCUGCUGCUUUCUUUGAGGCCGUCAUCGCCCGACGAAGCUACUACAAUCUUACCAACAAGACUACUCUCAGCAACGCCCAGCUCCAGGAGAUCAUUGAGAAGUCCGUGAAGUAUGCUCCUACAUCUUUCAAUGGCCAGCAGUCUCGGGCAGUCCUUGUCUCUGGGUCCAAGCACAACGAGCUUUGGGACAAGAUUACUGAAACUCAUUUAAGGACUCUCAAGGGUGACAAGAGCCAGGAGGAAUUCUGGGCCAACAAGAUCAAGGACCAAUAUAGAGCCGGGUACGGUACUGUCAUCUUUUUCGAAGACCAGGACAUUGUCAAUGGCUUCUCAGCCAAGAUGCCCGCUUUUGCACAGGCUUUCCCUGUUUGGUCUGAGAACUCUGCAGGUAUCUUGCAGCACAUCGUCUGGACCGCUUUGGUGGCUGAGGGUCAUGGUGCUAGCUUGCAGCACUACGCCCAAUACUCUGCUGAGACUCAGGCCGCCAUUACCGAACUGGUGGAUGUUUCUCCCAACUGGAAGGUUACUGGCCUCCUCCCCUUCGGUAUCCCUUCCGGCCCCCCCGGUAAGGAGAAGGUUUACGAGCCUAUCGAGAAGCGCACCAAGUUCUUCUUUGACGAAUAAAUAAAGACAAGUAGUUGUAGAUUUUAGAACUAUAGAUACUAAAAAUGUAGCAAAUUGAAGCUAAAUGCCUCUUUCACCGUGAUAAUUGGCAGCGCUUCUGUACAUGUAUACAUGCACGGUGAGCGGAA